AAUAAAAAAAACAUAAAAACAGAUUAAUGGACAACAUGGGGAAAAGCAAUUACAAGACAGCAAUUAAAUGACCCUUUAAGCGACUUUUGAAACAUGGAGUAUACAAGUUACAUACAAGUUACAUACAAGUAAUGGUAUUUUGUGUAAAGCAAAUGUCAUCAAUGAAUUAAGCCUUUCCAAUCAAAUAAGGGUAUUCUGUGUGUUUUUAACGCUCGUGAAUAUGAUUGGUCUUCUGGACCUGUCACUCAUAUUUUCUGACCAAUUAAAAGUCUGGAACAUUAAUGUGGGCGGGGCUAACUUUGUACCGGAUGCUGUAGUGAAAGUGCGUCAGUUGAGGAGUCAAAGGUAAAAUUCUCCUCUCAGUCCUUCCUCUCCACGUGAGCUCAGGUCAGCAAGUGCAGAGUUGCCCUGGAGCUGCUGAGGAGUCAGCGUCUUGCUCAAAGACACUUCAACAGGGUAUGACCUCAAGACUUUGUGUCUCAUGGAGUCGACGCCAGUUCCCCAGGUGGCGUUCCAACAAGGCAAAUCAACAUAAAAAACAGCAUGGCAGAAAUGAGGUACAGUAUGACAUCAAGACUUUGUGUCUCAUGGAGUCGAUGCCAGUUCCCCAGAUGGCGUUUCAACAAGGCAAAUCAACAUAAAAAUGAGUGAUGCCACCUUGUCCCCAGCCCUCAGCAGUUAACUUGAUAACUAACCGACGUUCAGCUGCUGUCGGUUGCACCGUCAGUUAGUCUCCUGCCGUUCACCGUCAACAUGAACUCCUAUAACGUGUUGGAGCUGGUUGGAGAGGGCUCCUUCGGUCGAGUUUACAAGGGAAGGAAGAGAUUUACAGGCCAAGUGGUGGCUCUGAAGUUCAUGCCGAAGGUGGGUCGCUCUGAAAAGGAGAUAAAGAGUCUGAAAAGGGAGAUUGACAUCAUGAGAGGUCUUCAACAUCCUAAUAUUGUCCAACUCUUUGACAGCUUUGAGACUGAAACUGAGGUUGUGGUUGUAACUGAGUAUGCGGAGGGUCAGCUGUUCCAGAUUCUGGAGGAUGAUGGGAAUUUACCUGAGAGCCAGGUCCGUGAGAUCGCCUGCCAGCUGGUCUCAGCUCUGUAUUAUUUACACUCCCAUCGCAUUCUUCAUCGUGACAUGAAACCACAAAAUAUUCUGUUGGGAAAAAGUGGGGUGGUGAAACUGUGUGACUUUGGGUUUGCAAGGGCCAUGAGCGUCUCCACCUUGGUGCUGACUUCUAUCAAGGGAACGCCACUGUACAUGUCUCCUGAGCUGGUGGAGGAGAAGCCGUACGACCACACAGCUGAUCUCUGGUCUCUGGGCUGCAUCCUUUAUGAACUCCACACGGGGGCGCCUCCGUUCUACACCAACUCCAUCUUCCACCUGGUGCAGCUGAUAGUGGGAGACAAAGUCAAAUGGCCAGACACUAUGAGCGACACCUGCACGAGUUUCCUGAAAGGUUUGUUGACCAAAGACCCUCAGAAGCGGCUGUCAUGGCCGGACCUCCUGCACCACCCCUUUGUUGCAGAUGGUGUUUUAGUGUUGUCAGACACAGGCCUUUACAGCCCUCUGACGGUCUCUCCAAGCCCAGACAUGAUGGCACUGAAACUACAGCAAGUGGCGGAAAAGACGGUACCGACUCCUGGAGGGAGCAGGUUAUUGCGAAAGGUCAGGCAACAGGCGGAUAGUAAAAAAGGGAAGCCAGUAGGCAGCGACAGCACGAAAAAAAAGAAGGAUGGAGUGGGAAAUGAAAGGGCCACCUCUGCGACGGCAGCAGCAGCAGCAUCCCCUAGAGCCAAGCCCCGCUCCAGUGAUGUCUCUGUUACCUCGGGUCACUCGGCCGUGACAGCUGCCAAUCAAAGCCUCAACCCAAAGAAUCAAGCCUGCGUGAAAUCAAAACACAGGGGUCAGAUCAGCAGGGACUAUGAACAGGAGUUCCCCUCGGUAGAAGUCGGGCCGCGGCUGGUGCAGAGAUGCAAUGAGGACAGGCAGGACGUCGACAGUGAGGAGUAUUGGGAGAAACUGGCCCAAGAAUCAGAUCCAAGCAGACAGCAGAGAGAACUAUUAAACUACAGUGCCAUUAUACUUCAACUUAAAUCCAAGAUCCUGGCAUUUAAAGCUCAGCUCACAGGUGGCGUUGUUAAAGAAGCGUGGCGGAUUCGCCUACCACUGAAGGUCUUACGCAACCUGAUUCUGACCUCUGACCUUGAGAAGUCCCACCACAUCUGUCAUGAACUUGGACUACCCCACGUCCUCUUUGACCUAGUCCGUGAUGCUGUAGAAAACUCCAAUCUCGUCAAGCAACCAUGGAGUGUGCCAGCGCUCGGAGAAAUGAUUGUUGUGCUCAUGAUCUACUGGGAGAAGCACUGUGACUGGGUGGAAGAAGAGCACAGACUGGAAGAGUUCACCAAGCCUUUCAUUGCAAUCCUCAGCCAACCAAACCUCAGUCCGUUGGCGCCUCUGGCUGCCUUCGUUUUGUCUCUGUUAACACAACAAGACGUUCAUGUUAAAGUCGAUGUGGACACUCUAACCUCCUUGCUGAAAGAAACGCUUUUAGACUCAUAUGAGCCCCAACUCUCUCUUCCUUCUGGCUGGGGACUCUGUGACGGCCUCCUGUCUUUACUCCUACACACACUCUCUGAGCAUGAAAAUGGCUCUGGACCUUCAAGUUUAGAUCCAGUAAUGUUUCUGGAUCUAUGGAAAACAAUUGGCUCUUCACUAGCCAGGACAACACCAGACGGCAGACCAGACUUCUGUUCAGCAAAUGGGCUGCAUUCCUUUCUGUUCACCUCGCUGUUUGUCUUCACCAAGGAUCCAUUGUCAUGCAUUCCUCUGUUUUGUGAGCGCGAAUCAAAAUGUGUUUACACCCUUGGCCGGCUGCUGGGCGCUGACUGUCUUCAUUUGUUUGCUGAAGGCGAUCCUGGGAGACAUGAGGUGGACGUGAGUCACGACAGCUUGUCCGCGUUGAGCUGCCACUUGUUGUGCUUUCCGUUCGCCCUGGACCUGCCUUCACACGCCGCGUCCACGAUUUUACAGCUGUAUGACAGUUGUGGUAUUGUUGCAAGCCUCCUGCAGGUAAUUCAAACUCUUCCUCCUCCGCUAUUAGAGCUGCCUCUCUCCCUGCUGAGCCGUUUGCUCCUGUGUGACCCCGAGCGCUCCGUUUACCGCCUCGGGGAAGCUGCUUGCGUUUUUUUCGCGCCACCCGCAGACGGCCAGCUUGCUGGCUCCAAACGCCACGCUCCACGAGGCAGAACUGCCAGCUCUCUGCUCUCUGCCCUGCUGCAGCUGGAUGUGCUGUGGGACUCCGCCGUGGAGCUCUUAACUCUGUUGUCCCAAGUAGCCCGUUGCUCCCCUCGGCCCGCCCGCCUUCAGCUCCACCUGGAAGCCUCGGCGCUGCGCCAGGCGCUGGCUCACUCCUAUGACCAGAUCAGGGCUGCCACGUGCAGGCUUCUUGGAAAUUUGGAUCCAUUCAGGCCUCCCACACCGCACACCCUGCAACCUGACAUUUUCAAAAGUAUGAUAGACUGUCUGCACGAUUCUAGCAUGCCUGUCCGGCGGACGGCCUGCAGGGCGGUCGGGAACUGGUUGGGAUUUAUUGCGGCAGAGUUUAAAAUGGCUAGGUCCAAUGGAAAGGGCAGUACAGGGUGGGGCAAAGGAAAGAGACACAAUGAGGCAAUAGGAGAUUUGUCUACGAUAGCAGAACAGGGAGUGGACGACGAGGAGGGGUGCAGGUGGAUAGAGGAAGCCAGGAGGACGGCGGCCAUGCUGGCGUCUCUGAUCACUGACCCCGACGCCCUCACACGUCGCCACUGCUGUGCGGCCCUGGGAAACCUGGUCAGUGUUGAUGGCGCCGUAUCCGUGCUGUUGGAGGAAGACGUGUCCAGCUUACUUCUGAGAGCGGCGUGCAUGGAUUCCCAUAAUGCAGUGAGACAAGCUGCCAUAGCAACCCUGUGCCUGUACAGCGAGCAGGACGCAAUACGUCAGGUGCUGAGAUCCUUCGAUGCCAGUGAGAAACUUCUUCAGGCUUCACAACACGCUCCUCCACAGUGUGACUACGGUCAGCUCAUCAGACGGCUGUAAGUGAGUCCAGUUCACCAGGAAUGAUGACAGUAAAUCAUUCUUCUCCCUCUUCACUCUCCUUUAAUCUUCCUUUCUUAAGCAGCGUGGUGGAGGACUACACACAGUAACCAUUUAUUCUUUUUAUAAAAUGUGUCUUUUUUUUAUUUUAUUUAAAGAUUAAGUAAAGUUACUGGAAAUAAAAAAGUAACUUUUCUUAAUGGAGGUUUUUGCUGGCACAGCUGGAAUUGUGGCUGAAAUAAAAACAAAAGUGUGUUAUGUGUGCUAUUA
This is a messenger RNA of Sebastes umbrosus (honeycomb rockfish), 4338 nucleotides long. It is a transcript of the gene stk36, whose product is annotated as serine/threonine kinase 36 (fused homolog, Drosophila). NCBI's taxonomy places the organism in Eukaryota, Metazoa, Chordata, Actinopteri, Perciformes, Sebastidae. Gene Ontology annotation, molecular function: ATP binding; protein kinase activity. Bases 754 to 4071 code for a protein of 1105 amino acids. The transcript has 25 exons. Gene Ontology annotation, cellular component: cytoplasm. Gene Ontology annotation, biological process: protein phosphorylation. The record is from RefSeq and is a predicted model, not a curated record.